Apiotrichum porosum is the source of this 1728-nucleotide messenger RNA. RefSeq lists its product as uncharacterized. NCBI's taxonomy places the organism in Eukaryota, Fungi, Basidiomycota, Tremellomycetes, Trichosporonales, Trichosporonaceae. The transcript has 5 exons. Bases 1 to 1728 code for a protein of 575 amino acids. The record is from RefSeq and is a predicted model, not a curated record.
AUGGACAGGGACGCAGAGACCUCCGCCUCGGCGCCAAAGGAGCGCGGCCCCGUCGAGGACCUCAUUGCCAAGCGCCUCAAGCCCUUGAACAAGAAGAUUAUUCGUUUCCGCAACUACCGCCAGCAGGCUCCCGAGUCUCUCAACGCAGACCAGGUCUCCGCGCUCUCUUCUCUCCCGCAGCUCGAGGCUGUGGCGCGCGAGCUCGAGGAGCUCGUCAAGCUUGCCGAGGACGCCGAGCUUGUGGCUGCUGCCCGUGCGCGCGAGAUCCGCGAGGCGGCCGACAAGGACUUUGAGUCGCGCGUCUCGACCAGGCUCUCUGGCCACCAGCUCGUGCUUGCCGACAAGAUUGCCAACUUCCUCACCCUUCACGCCCUCCUGCACCCUGCCCGUCCCAGCGACCACUCCAACUUGACGUUUGCGCCGCUCACCCUUCCCUUGCGCUUGCAGGACGAGGUGCUGGCGACGGACAUUCUCCGCGUCGGCCGCAUGUAUGACGACCUUGUCGCUGGUGGAGAGGCGGGACACGGUGUCCUCACCGUCCUGUCGACCGGCCCCAGUGGCGGCGACGAGGAAGAUGACCGUGUUCACCACCUCCUUGCCAUCCUCAUUUCGGCCGAGCCCGAGCGUGAUACCGACGCCGACACCGAGGUCCAAAGCAUGUACCCGGAGCCCGCCGAGUCGAUGCGCGACUAUGCAGAGUCCGAGGCCAUCAGCCAUGCUUCUGGAUCCCUUACCAACGGCGUCAACGACCCCCAGCGCACCCCCGUCAACCCUCUGCGCGCCUUUGACGACACCCCCUUUGCCAACCUCAGCCGUGACAUGCCCCUCAACUUUCUCCAGGAGGACGAGUUGGCACCAAGGCAAGCCGAGCAGGUCGAGGGCCUGUUUGUCAAUGUCGGCGUCACGCAGACGUACGAGGUUGUCGAGCCCGAGUCUGCCAUCAUGUCUGAGGCCGCCGAGUCGCUCGCUACCACCCCCGUCCGCGCUCACUCUUCCCUGAACACCAUGGACUGGUCGGCCGAGCACGACGACGCCGCCGAUGUCGAGUCUGCCUCGCGCCUCGAAUCUGCCCUUACCCCGAGCGCGCCCAGCACCCCGGCUCUGGGUCUCACCGACACCAGCGAGGUCGCCGGCGUGACUGCGGCCGUUGCGGCUGUGUCUCUCGAGACUGAGACCGCUCCCGAGGCUGAGGCUUCGUCCGCUUCGGCUUCGGCGCCCGCGACUGGCAACAGCAACCAGCGUAACAAGGGCCGUAAGCCUCAGCGCGGCGGCAAGACCGAGGGCGGCAAGGAGCGCGAGCCCCGUGAGCCCCGUGAGCCCCGCGAGCGCGCACAGGGCAAGGGCAAGCCCAACGCCGCCGCUACCGCGGCCCAGGUCGACGACGACGGGUUUGAAGUCAAGGUCGCGCGUCGCGCUUCCGGGGCGCAGCGUGGGCGUGGUGCCGGUGCCGGUACCGGGGCGGGCCGUGGCCGUGGAGGACGUACGGGCGCUGGCUCUAGCACGCCGCGUGAGGGAGCGGGCGCCAAGACGAACGGUGCCAACGGCAGCAGCAAGGACACUACCCCGCGCAAGCCCCGUGAGCCUAGGGAGAACAAGGAGGGCGGCAAGAAGGAGCAGCAGGGUGGCAGGAAGGACAAGGAAGGCGGCGAGGCGGCGGCUCCCAAGCCCAAGCCGAGCAUCUACAAGGCCACUCAGCCGACUGGUCCUGCCUCUGCGCCCCUCCUCUAA